Messenger RNA from Epithele typhae, 1245 nucleotides. RefSeq lists its product as uncharacterized. The transcript is spliced from 2 exons. Lineage: Eukaryota; Fungi; Basidiomycota; Agaricomycetes; Polyporales; Epitheliaceae. Bases 1 to 1245 code for a protein of 414 amino acids. The record is from RefSeq and is a predicted model, not a curated record.
AUGUUGUGGACAAUCGUUGACGUGAAACACCACAAGCUCAAAGAAGAAUUCAUACGCCGCUCCCAGAACACAUUUCUCAGCUGCGAAAUCCAGCUGGAUACUCCGAAUGCUUCCCUGGCAGAGUAUGCAGCUCGCAUUCGCGACCUGAGCAUCAGAGACAUGCCAAGGACCUCAAACCUUUCACCGCUUUUCGAUGUGCCCAACCUUGAGACUCUGUCUAUCUACGGUAUCCCCGAAAGGAUAUGGCAUCAGGUCAAACCAAACCAGCGUAUAUCAUUAUUUCAGGCCCACCCUCCCAAGCUACGUUCCCUUACCCUCAGAGACACAAUCUUUUUGCCUACCAUCCCUCCUGCAUCGUUAACACACCUCGCCCUCAACCACCUGCACUUCGGCUUUGCGGAUGAACUCCUCAACAUCAUUUCUGCUCACUCCUUCACGCUCCAGAAAAUCAUACUGUUCCACAUCCUUGUCGACUCCAAAGACUGGCCUUCUUGCGAUGUAAUGCGCCAGAUUAAGCUCCCACACCUCCAGCGCCUCACUCUCGGUUACACCAAGUACCAAGCGUACUAUUUGUACCCUUGGCGGCUCCUCGAACACCUCCUACCACCUCCGUCCUUCACUCUCAAUCUCACUGGCGCCCCGGAUCCCCGCGCGACGCUCGAGUUCCACAAGUUCUCGUACCGAGGCGACCAUCAGGUCACCGACAUGAUGCCUCGUCUGCGGGCGCUGCUGCCGUGGACCCAAAUCACCGCCGUCGCGUGCCGCGCGUCGUGUGAAUCCGAGGUGUUGCUCCCCUUCCUAGACUUGCUCCGCGAGACCACACCGGGGCGGGUUCGGUCCCUGCGCGUCCGCCUGGACCGCGACGAGGUCAGGGAGUCGACGCGCUACGACGAGUGCCCGGAUCGCCUCAAGCGGUUGGACCUGCAACUCGCGAAGGCGCUGGGCGGACUCGUGAUGGGCAAUCCGGAGUCGGGGCAAGUGGCGCUGGGGCUGGCGGAGCUCGAGGUGUCGACGGAGGACGUGCAGGACUUGGUGGGGAUGGAACCCGUCGGAGGUGCGGCGGCCGGCCUAGAGAGGAUCGUGUUUCGUUGUCCGCCGCCGAGCCCCGGUGCCGAGCUCGAAUGGUGGACGAGGAUGCGGAAGGCUGUCCCACAGGUGGAGAUGCACGCGCUUGAGGGCCGAGGGCUGGACGGGCUGCGUCUACCGGAGGUAGACCGGGCGAAGGACGGGUUUGUUUGGUGGUAG